Dracunculus medinensis (Guinea worm) is the source of this 1389-nucleotide messenger RNA. The record is from the annotation of a GenBank genome assembly. NCBI's taxonomy places the organism in Eukaryota, Metazoa, Nematoda, Chromadorea, Rhabditida, Dracunculidae.
AUGCGAUCUGGAUUUCUUAAAUCAUCAGAUCGAGCAAAAUGGGAUGAAUAUCCAUCGAAGAAGGAAGAUAACUUAUCUUUAUGCAUUGAUGAGCCCACACCUCAACAGCCACUUUCAAAACGCGUUAUCAAGCUUUUAAAAAUCCUCUUACCUCAUGUUGGGCUCAUAUUAUUGUUAUUAACUUAUAUUGCUAUCGGUGCAUUAAUAUUUAUGUGGUUGGAGGCAGAUAAUGAACUGCAGAUACGCAGAGCGAAGUUGAAAAAGAUUUUAGGUGUUUAUGGUUUAAUUAUUAAUGAAACAAUUAAUUUAUGUAAUUCAGAUAUUGGUUCCAAUCAUUCAGUUAUUAUUGAACGACAUAUGCGGCCACUACUAUCAAUUUUAUCAAGAGCUCAUGAACAUGACGAUCGAUUCACUCUAAAAGAUCAAUUUUGGACUGAUGCUGAAGAUCAACUGGUCACUAAAUGGUCAUUUGCUGCUGCUGUUUUAUACGCUUUAACUGUUAUUACUUCCACAGGCUAUGAUCAUGUGACACCGAGCACGGAUCCUGGAAGAAUUUUCACGGUUUUUUUUGGACUUGUUGGUAUACCUCUAAUGUUCAUCACUGCAGCCGAUAUUGGAAAAUUUCUUUCUGGAAUCGUUAUACGCUCAUAUAGCAAAUUAUUAGAAAUAAUCUCUUGGAUAACUACGGUUAUUGAGGCAAUACGUGUCUAUUUGAGAGACGAAGAUGAUGAUUCGAUUGAUUCGAGGAAAAGAAGAAAACCACGACCAGCAAAUGUGCUGGAUGAAGAAGACGAUGACGAUGAUCGUUUACAGUUGCCAAUUGCAUCAUAUUUUGCACUUAUAAUAGGAUAUUGCGCUAUUGGCAGUUUACUGUUCAAUCUUUUCGAAAAGGGACCGAUAUGGUCAUUCAUGCAUGGCUUAUUCUUUUCUUUCAAUACUAUAACAACAAUUGGCCUUGGUAAUAUUUAUAUCAGAAACAAAAUGUAUUUAGCGUUAGUAAUAGCGUAUGUGGUGAUUGGUUUAGCCGUAAUCACCGCUUCACUUGAUUUGUGCAGUUCAACAUUAAAGAGAACUUUUACAAAAUUACAUUAUUUUGGACGUAAAAUUAGAGGUGCAAGACGUGGUUUUGCAAAUGUUAGCGAUGAUAUUCGAGAAGCCAUGCGAAUUAUUGCUGCAUUAAAAAAAACAAGACCAAGUAAAGAACGUAUUACAUUAGAAGAUUUGAAAAGAUUUCUUGCUGUCCAAGAGCAUCUUAUACGACAACCAUAUGUUCCAUAUAAUAUACAUAUUUUUCGAUGGAUUGAAGAUGCGUAUGCACAAUAUUUCGAUGAAGCAGGCGUAUUGAACGAUAAAGAAAAAAUUCCACCACCUCAAUCGUAUUUUUUCUAA